AGUGGUUGCAGCAAUGAUAACAUGAGUGUUGAAGCCACCAAUGUAUCUUAUCACCAAAUAUGCAGGUUGGUGAAAUAAGACCGGCUACUGUAGAUGACUUCAAACAAUUACUAGAUAUUGUUUUCAGUCAUGAAGGCUGGGAAUCUAAGCCAGAUAAAGCUGGUGUUAAAGUAUGGACGAAGUCGAUGCCCUCAUCUCCGGUCAAGAUGAUAAAGUUAGCAGUAGACUUUGACGAUAUGACAGCACUGACAUUGUACGAUGUGCUUCACGACCCAGAUUUUAGACCAGUUUGGGAUGAAAGCAUGAUCGAAGGUCUCGAUAUUUACAAGAUUGAUGAUUUUAACGAUAUUGGGUACUACUCUCUUAGAUGUCCUCGACCUUUGAAAAACAGAGAUUUCGUUAACCAGCGUUCAUGGGGUAUUUUUGGAGAUGAUCAUAUGAUUAUGAACCACACUAUUGAUAUCGAGGAGAUGCCCGUCAAGAAGGACUUUGUCAGAGGAGUCAGUUAUCUCACAGGUUAUGUGGUUAAAAAGACGGAUACAGGGUGCUCAGUACACUACAUUACACAGAAUGAUCCAGGGGGACAAGUUCCUAAGUUUAUCCUCGACAAGAUAUCUUGUGUUAUCGCUCCCAAGGUUUUAGAAAAGAUUCACAAAGCAGCUCUUGGCUAUGAGGAGUGGAAGAGCAAGAAUAGACCCGAAUAUCGGCCAUGGAGGGGGUCUCGGUAACGACAGCAGCCAAUGUGGCCAAAUCUUAUCAAUUCCGUCAGGACCUCAAACAGUACCCCAGCUCUGGACACAGAGGUUAUAAACACUGAAGUACCUGCUCCAUCUCUCGCUUCUCACAACGGAAGGGUAGAAGCAGAGACAACACCAGCUCCGGGUCAGUACGGUUUCACUGGACUCGUUAGCCCAGCCCCGUGCAGAAGACACCCCCACACAAGACCCUGUCUCUCCUGUGGCUGAA
Molecule: messenger RNA, 966 nt
Organism: Bolinopsis microptera
Lineage: Eukaryota; Metazoa; Ctenophora; Tentaculata; Lobata; Bolinopsidae
Product: START domain-containing protein 10-like
Exons: 10
Coding region: 60-728 (222 amino acids)
Molecular function (GO): lipid binding
Source: RefSeq, a predicted model, not a curated record